AUGCUCAAGCUCGUUUCGAUCCUUGUUGUGGGCAUGGCCGCCUCUCAGGAGGAGCUGAGCGCCGGCAGCAGCUCCGUUCUUAUUGAGCUGGAUGAAAGCGGGAAGCCUUCCAUGGUGGAAUCUUCGGAAGAGAAGCCCUGGCCGUUAAAAAAUCCUCCAAAGUAUGAUGAUGAUGUCGAGAAGGCUUUGUCGAAUGCAAACCUGACCAGUGGCGAGCGGCAGGAGGUUGAGAAGACACUGGAUGAGUUUUUGAACAAGUCGAACAUCCCAAAGCGACAGGCGCUUCUGGUCCAGUUGGAGGGCAACCCUCACACCGUUGCCCUGAGGAACCACACAGAAAUUGUCACCAAGAAGGGCACGGACCCCAAGCUCAAGGCUCUUAACGACCAGCACGAGAAUCUCACCAAGCUCGUCCACGACCAGGCAGAAGGCGUGGCUCACACUUCUGCGGUUUUGAGUCGCAACAAGGAGGACAUGGACAAGCAAGCUGCUGAAGUCGACCGCGUUGCUGACCUCUACAACGCGUCACAUGCCGACACGCAGAAAGCUAGAGAUGCGUACAAGGCUCACUUAGUCGCUCUCGCAGUUGCCAAAAAGCGCCGCGAUGACUUGAAGCACAAGGCGGACGACGCCCGCAAGACACUCGAGCACGUGGUGCCAGAGUACAAUGCUGCUGAGUACAAACUUGGCAUCCUGAUGUCGCAGACGCCGUGGUUGAAGGAUGAAGCGAAGAAGAAGGCAGACGAAGAGGGCAAGAAAGCCGACGACCUCGAGAACACUGUCAAGAAGAACCAUGAGAUGCAGGACAAGCUGAACGGAGACGACAAAGCCUUGCAGGAAGCCAUCUAUAAGCUGAACGGUCUCAACUCCGACCUGAAGCGCAUCGAGGACAAGAUUGAGCACUACAGCAGCGCUCCUGCGUUGGCACCUGUGCCCGUGCUUUUGGCGCUCCUCCUCGGCCAAAUCUGA
Molecule: messenger RNA, 969 nt
Organism: Symbiodinium natans
Lineage: Eukaryota; Dinophyceae; Suessiales; Symbiodiniaceae
Source: the annotation of a GenBank genome assembly